AUGUUGUCAACCAUACCACCCGCUACAACUUCAUUUUCCUUCCCCCACUCCUCUGAAAGGCCCGUACGAAAGACUAACCUGGUUCGGGGUCCUUCCAGGCUUACCCUCCGAGACCACUCAGCAUCAACAUCCAUUCCCGCCUCCAACGAUUCCAACGCCUCCACCGAUGAGCAGAAAUCCAACUAUAUAGGACCGAUAGUGGGCGGUGCAGUCGGCAUAGUCGUCAUCAUCUUUUUGUUCGUUUUGGGAGUCCUAUGGGUUAGGAGGAAGUUUCGGGUCAAUCCUUCGCGAACAACCCAGCAAGCGUACCCUUUCACAUCCCUCUCUAGCCCAACAGCCCAUCCAACCAGUUCGUCAACGCGCACCAAAUUGAAGAAAUGGAGGAAUAGUGAUACCCACUCGCACGACAAAAUUGCUUACCCGACGAUUACACCAUAUACGGCCCAUCUCGAAGACGAAUACCUGUUGAAGGAUCAAGGCGUAGAUGUAGGGAUUUCGGUGCAUCCAGAACUCCACCCCUAUCAGAGCCAUCGUCAAUCCAAUAGUCAACAUCACCUCUCAGCGCCGCCGCCGCCGCCGCCGACAUCGAACUCGACUCACCGACGUGAGGAAACUGGCAACGACAUAAUCACCAAACCUCGUCUAACGAGAGGCCACGAUCGAGACGCCAGCUCGAGCUCGUUGAUGGGGAGCAUGGAACAUGGCAGAGGGCAUGGAAGAGGAACCCACAGUCGAAAUGCAAGCUCGAGCACGCUGGCAGCUGCCUCCACAUCGCAGGACCCGUCGUCGACAUAUGCCGAUCCAUUUGCAACAGGUUCGACGCCUAACCUGGGCCCGACUCACCUUUGGCAACCCUCGUCGCAUUCGUCUCAGUCAUCUCUGCAGAGGCCACAGCAGUCUCACCUUUAUCCCCCACCACGGUCUCCGCAAGUGGGAUCAACCAGCCCCAACUCGAGUCCCGCUCCGAUCUCGACGUCCACCACUAGUUUUGCUUCGCAGCAGGACACGCGUAACCCAUAUACCCAGGUCAGCGAGGCGGGAGAUACGGAACCUCCUCCUCCAGAAUACGAAUCAGCUAUUCGAGAUCCUCCCCCAGGGCAUCGGUUUUAA
Messenger RNA from Coprinopsis cinerea okayama7#130, 1110 nucleotides. RefSeq lists its product as hypothetical. The record is from RefSeq and is a predicted model, not a curated record. The transcript has a single exon. NCBI's taxonomy places the organism in Eukaryota, Fungi, Basidiomycota, Agaricomycetes, Agaricales, Psathyrellaceae. Bases 1 to 1110 code for a protein of 369 amino acids.